Molecule: messenger RNA, 1488 nt
Organism: Peniophora sp. CBMAI 1063
Lineage: Eukaryota; Fungi; Basidiomycota; Agaricomycetes; Russulales; Peniophoraceae
Source: the annotation of a GenBank genome assembly
AUGAUCUUCACAGGAAUGCCGCCAACAUCACCAGUAUCGCCACAAACGCCGCACACUCCCAGCCCGCUUAUUCUCCCGAACAUCUCUCGCAUGCCAUCAACAUCGAGCACGGGAACAACGCCUAUGCUCCCAGUGCCGCCUCCGAUGCCCAGUGCGCGCCUCAAUGCGCCUCGCCCGCCCAUGCCACGACUCGUAUCAGACCCGGCUCGCCCGCCACCACCUUACCAACGCGUUGACACGCCCGAUCCAUUCGAUGACAGCGUGCCCGUCCGCGCUCCCGCUCCAUCUGUGCCCCACUCUUCCCUCCAUGUCGAACAAGCUAUCCACAAUCAAGAUCACGAAGAAGAGUCGGAUCGUGGACCAGACAUUGACCGCCACCCCGACUUCUGGUUCAUAGACGGGAGCGCGGUUCUGCUCUGCGGGCGCACCGGCUUUCGCGUGCAUGCAGGCGUCCUGCGCAUGCACUGCGCCGCUUUCCGCGAGCUGUUGCCGGUUCGCCUCCCCUCCCAGACAUCGACGAGGGUAUCGUCCCCUCGAUCUGCGGCGAGUUCGAACGGUGCAGGCAGCUUCAGGAUGGGUCAUACGGCCAGGACGCAGUCGAAGGCCGAGAUGAUGAUGGAGGUUCUCACCGCUGGUUCGCCUCCGAGGCGAGUUCGGAGGGAGGAGCCACAAGAUGAGACGAUCGAGGGGUGUCCUGUGCUGCACCUCUCAGAUGCACCGGAUGAUGUGGUACUAUUCCUGCGAGCACUAUAUGAUCGAUCAUUCCUGCAAGACAAGCGUCUCUCCUCGCUUUUCACUAUCGGUGCCGUCCUCGCCCUCGCAAGAGCGUACGGCGCCCACAGCCUCCUAACCGAACUCUCGCGCUAUCUCCGCACCAUAUACCCAUCAUCCCUCGACGCAUACACGGCACUCUACUGCCCACACCCCUAUCUUUCCCGCGGACGGGAGCACGAUACAAGCUUCGUUGUCGCGCAUGCAUUCCCGCGUGAUGCACACCCGCUCUUAGCGCUCGAAAUCGCCGCUCGCGCCCGUCUUCCCGCCAUCGCGCCUACUGCGCUUCUGCGCGCCGCACGCGUCCCUCUGAGCGAGGUCUUCGAUGGGUUCGCCCUGGACGACGGGAGGCGCGUACGUGCAGGACAGGAUACGGUCCGCAGGGUGAUCGAGUUCCGGGAGAAGCUCAACGCGCUCGUCGAAGAUGCUCUGCGCAGGAGCACGUUCGAACCCAGGACGUGCGAGGCGUGUGACGGGAUAGGCGCUGAGAACGUGAGGUUGUUUGAGGCUGCUGUACGUGAGAAAGGAUUGGAGGCUGGGGCGAGUCAUAGUGUGAGAAGUAUGAUCGACUCUGGGGACCAUGAUAUGUGUGGUCAGUGCGCGGAUACGGUUGAGGAAUGGGAGGAGGGCGUACGCGGUAGGGUAUGGAGGGGUGUACCGAUCGCUGCUGGGGAGGCUGGAGGAUGGGGCGCGAUUGAGAGAGCAGCUGAAGAUUGA